This is a messenger RNA of Prunus armeniaca (apricot), 1497 nucleotides long. Lineage: Eukaryota; Viridiplantae; Streptophyta; Magnoliopsida; Rosales; Rosaceae. The record is from the annotation of a GenBank genome assembly.
AUGUCAUAUUCACCAGACAGAAAAUCUGGUAGCCCAAUAAAGUCACAAGUUCUGAAGAGGCCGAGGCCAUUGAGUCUCCCAGACCAAGCUCUCAAGUAUGUUAUCACGAAGAUGCAGCUUCAGAGCCACCACCACUACAGCUCUCUCUCUCCUUCAACUGCUUCACCUUCUCCUCACUCUGAGCCUGACCUCUCUUCUGGGUUCAAUUCCCUUACCCUAGACCCUCCCGGACCAGAUUCCACCUCCCUCUUAUCCGAUGAGCUUCUCCUCUCCGUCUUCGCCAAGCUCCCAAUUUCCCAGUACCUCCCCAACUCCCUUGUCUGCAAGCGCUGGCUGUACCUCCAUGGCCGCUUGGUGCAAUCUGUAAAGGUCUUUGAUUGGGGGUUUUUGGACUCGGGUCGGGUCUUCGCCCGGUUCCCCAACCUCACUGAGUUUGAUAUCGUCCAUGCUUGCAUUCGGUCUCCGCGGAAUUCGGGGAUUCUUGUGACGAGGAAGGCUUUGACUGUUCAUGUCGACUCGCUUUUCAGCCCAAAUGGGUUUAUUGAGGAAAGUGAUGUGUUGAAGAACAGUGUGGUGGAUGAUGGGCUCAGGUUGAUUGCCAGUUCGUACCCGAAUUUGCGCCGAAUUGCGGUCAUAGGUGCGAGUGAAAAUGGGUUGUUGAGGAUUGCUGAGGAUUGUCAAACACUGCAGGAAUUGGAGCUGCAUUGUUGUGGAGACUUGGCAUUGAAGGGAAUUAGUGCGUGUAGGAACUUGCAGAUUGUGAAAUUGAUUGCUUGCGUUGAUGGGUUUUACAAGGCAGUGAUUUCGGAUAUUGGGUUGACAAUUUUAGCUCAGGGGUGUAGGAGGUUAGUGAAGCUUGAGCUUUGUGGGUGUGAAGGGAGCUAUGAUGGGAUUAAGGCAAUUGGGCAGUGUUGCCAAAUGCUUGAGGAGUUGACUCUCAAUGAUCAUAGGAUGGAUGGUGGGUGGUUGGCUUCUCUGCCCUUUUGUGGGAAUUUGAAGACUUUGACGCUUCAGUCUUGCAAGGACAUUGAUUCGAGCCCCGGCCCUGAUGAGCACUUGGGAUUUUGUCCCACCAUUGAGGGGUUGCAUUUACGGCGGUGUCAAGUGAGGGAUAAGCAUGGUGUGAGAGCAUUGUUCUUGGUGUGUGAGGCUGUUAGGGAUAUUGUUCUGCAGGAUUGUUGGGGGUUGGUGGAUGAAGUAUUUGCAUUUGCGAGUAUUUGUAGGAGGGUGAAGCUGAUUUCUCUGCAAGGAUGCUCACUGCUGACGACAGGAGGUCUGGAGUCGGUGCUCCUUUGUUGGAAAGAGCUUCAAAGGCUUAGAGUAGUAUCAUGUAACAAUAUAACAGACAGUGAAACAACUCCUGCCUUGGCAACCUUAUUUUCUGUUCUGAAAGAGUUGACAUGGCGACCAAAUACCAGAUCUCUCUUGUCAUCAAGUCUUGCUGGGACUGGAAUGGGACUGAAAGGUGGCAGGUUUUUCAAGAGCUUAAAGCCUUAA